ACUACCGGUUUCGACAUCAUGGCAGACUAUGAGGCAGUUUUGACGCAAUGCUUUCCAAAUAUCGACUCAGAAAUCGUUCAUUAUGUAAAUGGUAUGUUAGAAGAUGGUCAUGAUGAUUUUAAUACGUCGGAGGAUUUAUAUGAUGCCAUAGGUGGUAUUCUACAGGGCACUGACGACAGCAAGACAGAUGAUGAAAUCAAAAAUAUUUGUGAAAAACUUCACUCCUUGAUGUCAUUAACCAAUAAUAAAGACUCUGCUGCACCUGUACAAAAGUUACUAAAUGCUCCAGUUCAGAUAUCCAGUCUUCGAACAGAAACUGAGGAAAUCAAGCAAUCAAACAGUAUAUGGCUUUCUAAAAGAGACAGCAAUACAAUUGUUGAUCAAAAGAAAUUAGAGAAAGCAGAGGCACAAAUAAAGAAGAAACAGGACAGAAAGCAAGAUAACAAAUCAAAACCAACUAUACAGGAGGAAGCCACUGCUUGCCAACAAAUCAACAAGAAAGAUGUCAAGCUGGAUUUAUCUGGAACAAACAGAUCCAUGGACGUCAAGAUAGAGAACUUUGAUAUUGCAUUUGGUGAAAAACAGUUGAUCUCUGGGGCAUCAAUUCAUCUGAUCUAUGGUAGAAGAUACGGCUUUGUUGGUAGAAAUGGUCUAGGGAAAACCACACUGCUGAAAAUGAUUUCAAAAGGUCACUUGAUGAUCCCUUCACACAUAUCAGUUCUCCAUGUGGAACAAGAAGUGGAGGGUGACGAAACGAUCGCCCUGGAGAGUGUGCUGGAGUGUGAUGAGGAGAGAGAGAAACUUCUGAGGGAGGAGAAGGCUAUCUCACUGCAACUGUCCUCAAGUCCAAGUGGUGAUAACAUGUUGUCCACACGGCUGUCGGAGAUUUACCAGCAUCUGGAGGCCAUUGAGGCGGACAAGGCACCAGCCAAGGCGGCGGUGAUCUUGGCAGGCCUGGGAUUCACACCACACAUGCAGAAAAUGCCCACCAAGGAGUUUUCUGGAGGUUGGAGAAUGAGACUUGCCCUAGCCAGAGCUCUUUUCUCUCAACCAGAUCUUUUACUUCUUGAUGAACCCACAAACAUGUUGGACAUGAAAGCCAUUAUCUGGCUAGAGAACUAUCUACAGACUUGGAAAUCCACCAUCUUUGUUGUGUCUCACGACCGAUCGUUCUUAAAUGCUGUGGCCACAGACAUUUUACAUUUACAUAGUGGUGUAAUAGACAAUUAUCGUGGCAAUUACGAGUCGUUUACCAAAACUCGGGAAGAACGUCUAAAGAACCAGCAAAAGGAAUACGAGGCUCAGAAAGAGUACCGAGAUCAUAUACAGGUGUUCAUCGAUAGAUUCAGAUACAAUGCAAACAGGGCAACACAAGUACAGAGCAAGCUAAAGCUGUUAGAGAAACUACCUGAACUGAAACCCAUUGAGAAAGAGAGCAAAGUGACACUGAAGUUCACAGACUGUGAACACCUACAACACACGGUGCUACAGCUGGAUGAAAUGGACUUCUACUACUCCAAGGACAAGCCAAUAUUUAAGGACCUCAAUUUGAACACUCAGUCUGACUCCAGGAUCUGUAUCGUGGGAGAGAAUGGAGCUGGUAAGACGACCCUGUUGAAGAUUUUGCUGGGGGAGCUGGAGCCAGUGAAGGGCUGGAGAAAGGCCAACCGGAGUCUGUGUAUCGGCUACUUCAGUCAGCAUCACGUCGACCAGCUGGACAUGAGUAUGACGUCCAUAGAGCUGAUGGCACAGCGCUACCCAGGGAAGCCCUCAGAGUUGUACAGGAACAGGAUGGGGGCCUUUGGUGUAUCAGGAGAGCUGGCCACUCGUCCCGUCUCCAGUCUGUCUGGGGGUCAGAAGAGCAGGGUGGCUUUCGCUUUGAUUGACAUGCUCAAUCCUAAUUUCCUAAUCCUUGAUGAGCCGACGAACCAUUUGGACAUGGAAACGAUAGAGGCUUUGGGGAAUGCAAUACUGAAAUUCCAGGGAGGGGUGGUGCUGGUCUCCCACGACGAGCGACUAAUCCGAAUGAUAUGUAAGGAGCUAUGGGUGGUCAAGGAUGGGACGGUCAAAUCUCUGGAUGGAGGCUUCGACGAGUACCGCAACAUCGUGGAGAAGGAACUCGCCGAAAACGGCAUUUGAUGACCGCCUCAAGCUAGUCUCUGUAACUUUUUACUGUGCUCUUGUGAAAACUUUUAUAAAAUAUGAACUAUCAAGUGACUGGUGAUUGUGAUUCUGUACUGGUGCAACAGGAGAGUAGUGUAUAUGUAAAUGAUCACAAGCUGAGAGCAGGCUGUGUACGGCCUUGGGCUUUGUAUUGUCUGUGAUAACUUGGACGUGUUCUCUGCAGUGGAAGCAGGCUCAUCCUCCCGUAUGUGUUCUAGACAUAUAAUGGCUGGCAAGCACCGAGUCUACAAACUGUAAUUAGAUACAGGUCUUUGUAAAAGUAGUAAUCUAGUGCUUUUAAUUUAUCCAAAGACAAUAAAUUUCUAAAUAAUUAACUUUUUGACAAUACAUGAUACCAUGUUAUUCUCCCUUUAAAGAAUGUCAAAUAUUUUCAACUCAAUGUGAAAACAUUUAGAAAGAAUUCGGUGGUACUUGGAAUCAUGUUGAUUUCUGUGAGGCAUUUGUUAAUGCUGUCAAUAAAUUGCCUGUUAAGUACACAGGACUAGGAACAUGUC
Magallana angulata is the source of this 2678-nucleotide messenger RNA. Its product is annotated as ATP-binding cassette sub-family F member 3-like. The transcript has 19 exons. The record is from RefSeq and is a predicted model, not a curated record. Bases 19 to 2139 code for a protein of 706 amino acids. Gene Ontology annotation, molecular function: ATP binding; ATP hydrolysis activity. NCBI's taxonomy places the organism in Eukaryota, Metazoa, Mollusca, Bivalvia, Ostreida, Ostreidae.